AUGCCUUACGUCCUCCCAGUCCUUGCCCUUCUGGGCCAGCUCAGCGCUUUCAUCUUUCUCACACUCUCGAUUGCCUCCGGCCUGUAUUACCUGUCUGAACUCGUCGAAGAGCAUUCCGUCCUCAGCGCCAAAGUCCUCCGUCGACUGAUUUAUGCCGUCAUACUAGUCCAAGCCUUGCUAUGGCUCGUUGAUGGGUUUCCCUUCUACCUCACCCUCCUCGGUAUUGCCAGCCAUGGUGUAUACAUGACCAAUUUGCGACACUUCCCAAUAGUCAAGUUGACGGAUCCAUGGUUCUUGAUGAGUUGUGGUCUGGUCAUAGCGAAUCACUGGCUCUGGUUUCGGCAUUUUAGCGAUGCGCCCACCUACAGCCGUUCGAACGACCGUAUACUGCGAGAUCGGUACACAUAUACACCACAACCGUCUUUCACAGAGAUCGCGAGCUAUUUCGGACUGUGUGUCUGGCUCGUGCCUUUCGCGCUGUUUGUCAGCCUGAGCGCAGGGGAGAAUGUGCUGCCUAGCAUGGGCAGUGAAUAUGCAACGGGCGAAAGGGAAGGCGUAGGAGGUGGACCGGCGUUCAAGAAGGGCCACAGGAGGCGAAACACGGGCAUGGCAAAGGCUGCGGUCAACAGCACGCGGGAAUGGAUUAGCGAGAACGGAGCUGUGCUGGGUCUGUGGCGGCAUGAGAAUGUCAGGACGUUCUGA
Molecule: messenger RNA, 702 nt
Organism: Cyphellophora attinorum
Lineage: Eukaryota; Fungi; Ascomycota; Eurotiomycetes; Chaetothyriales; Cyphellophoraceae
Product: Protein SVP26
Exons: 1
Coding region: 1-702 (233 amino acids)
Biological process (GO): endoplasmic reticulum to Golgi vesicle-mediated transport
Cellular component (GO): COPII-coated ER to Golgi transport vesicle; Golgi membrane; endoplasmic reticulum membrane
Molecular function (GO): COPII receptor activity
Source: RefSeq, a predicted model, not a curated record